Molecule: messenger RNA, 6566 nt
Organism: Haliotis rubra (blacklip abalone)
Lineage: Eukaryota; Metazoa; Mollusca; Gastropoda; Lepetellida; Haliotidae
Product: F-box/LRR-repeat protein 7-like
Exons: 3
Coding region: 2382-4103 (573 amino acids)
Biological process (GO): SCF-dependent proteasomal ubiquitin-dependent protein catabolic process
Cellular component (GO): SCF ubiquitin ligase complex
Molecular function (GO): protein binding
Source: RefSeq, a predicted model, not a curated record
GCAGACGGACGAUUGAGAAGGGAGUCGUCAAAUCAGCCCAGUCUAUUAACUGUUUAACGAGCCCUUGGACCGGCACUGCGUCCUACCCUGUGGCUCGCCUUCCCUCUGCGAGGUGACCCAUGAAAAGGUCGGUCUCGCUGCGUUUGUUUUGGAUUUCGGCAGUACAAAGGCGGGUGUCCGUGGGUAUACCGCCCUGUCUCUCCACACCAUCACACUUCCUCCAGUUCGCCACCGGCUAUACCGCUGUUGUCCUGCACCUACCGCAUCGGGGUAUACCAGGAUCACUAAGCACGUAGAGCCGAAUGUACAACAUAUGUAUACACAGGGUUAUCACUACUGGGAAGCUGAGUCUCCAUAUCACGACCACGUCAAGUUUACACUUCAUUAUAUACGUGUGUUACUAAACAAACACGACACACACUGAGGAGGAGGAGGAUUUGUUCCACUGAUCUACACCGCCGCCACCUAAUUGGAUGACAUGGCGAAGUAUUGACACAGCUUCAGCGCGACUGGAUUAUAACAUCAAAUGUGUUAUUGGGAUGACUAUCGCCACCGAAAACAACCUGGCUGAUUUGUUCUUCUACCUGCCCGAGGCUAUGUUGUGUUACUGUGUCGCGUCCUCUGUAGGCCCUCCUCUGUAGCCGUGUGAGAUCCUGGGUCAGGUUAGGGGUCAGCCAGCCCGGGAGAGGGGCAGUACUGCUGUGUAGCAGGCAGGGGACAGACGUGGAGAUUCAAGCAGCUCUGUCUCUUUAGCUUGUAGCAUCACUCUCAUUGACCCAAUCAACAUUUCCAAUCAGAGACAGGCCUUGGAAUGAUGCAAACCUUUCAUUUAAUUAUUCAAAGGAAUUUGGAUCGAUGUGCAUACAGCAGCUUUACCUUCAUUCGCCCGGCGUGCAGCAGAUCAGGCGUGUCCCAGUCUACCUAGCCGUAUAUUGUCUCCGCGUUCAUUAUUCACGGUGAACAGAAUAUGCUCGUCUGCUGUCGAGCUCGGACAGAGAGCCACCUGGAUGUAAGACUUCUGUAAGAUUUGCAUGUGACAGAGAGCCACCUGGACGUAAUCUGUAAGAUUUGCUGGUGACAAAGACCCAACACAGAUUGCUGUGAGAUCUGCCGGUGACAUUUUUCCGGUGUGUCGGUGACCACGAACGAAACCGUGGCAGACCCUGCACGCAUCGUGAGCCUGCAUGGCAGCCGUCUGACCCGAGGGUCCUGAUUCUACGAAUAUUCGUUGUGACAUGUGACGGUUACUACAACUCUGUCAGCCGGUACACGGAUUAUAGCUAUGAACUAUGGCACAUGAGGUUUCGGAAGACAAGAAACACAGGUGAUACAUCUGCAAGCAAGGUUUGCGAGUAUAACCAAGGAGGCAAGAUUCAUUUGAGGAGACGGACCCGCAGGUGUGCUGAGGAGGUAAAGUCAUAGUAGGGCGACAGAAAGGUGACUGCAAGAGUUAGAAUUGGUAUAAUGGAGAAUUAGAACCACCAGUGAACGGAACCAGUGCCGAGGCUGAAGACCUCUGGUGACAGCAGUAAAAGAAGCUCAUACCGACAGGGAAGCGGUUCCUACAUCGUACUGACAGGGAAAGCGGUUCCUACAUCGUACCGACAGGGAAAGCGGUUCCUACAUCGUACCGACAGGGAAAGCGGUUCCUACAUCGUACCGAUAGGGAAAGCAGUUCCUACAUCGUACCGAAGGAGAAAUAAACCAAUAGCUAGUGGACUGAAGGGAGCCAGUACUGGUACCAUAAGGGGUGAUAACCGUGCCACAUAGCAGUAAGACCGGCAGUCAUAAUCUACACGGAUCCAUGGCGGUUUCCCUCGGAGUUGGAACCGUUCCUGCAAGAGGAUCGCAGUAAUCGACUGCCAUGUUGACGGUAUGUCGUUGUGACCUCCCAGUAAUUAGUGCAGUGUAUUGGUGCACGAGGCAGCAUCGUCUCACGUGACUGACAGGUAGGUGUAAUUGCCCAGGUGUUACUGCUAGCAGUGUGUGACCGCCACGCCUGGUUGGAUGGGAUACCUACUACAAUAAUAUACUACAACAAAGACUGUUUGCUUACAAUGACAUGCCAUGGCCACGACUCAGUGAUUUCUGUCUCUUUGUAACGAUCGAUGUAUCGACCACAGAAGCGUGUUUAACAGUGCAGUUACUACUGGAACGUUAACAACAUCAUAGCUCCCGGCAACUUGACAAGACUUCAAAUCUUCAGCCUCUGAUGUUACAGGAACGUACAUGUGAUUCAGAACGUCGCUGUUAACGUUCCGCCCGGUACCGCUGACGUCCACGAUGGACAGCUAUCCUUUGUGCACGAAUAUGAUGCAGCUAUAUGUGAGCUGUAUCUGAUCCCUAUUCAGUGACGUUAAUUCCUAUACGUUGACUGUAUAAUGGGCUUGUGGAAGAAUCUCCUCCACGGCCGACACGGCAGCCAGCCAGCUAAAGCUGAUCGGCCCACACUUAUCACAAACCCCGAACUGUCCGUGAGGUAUCACGGGGGUGUGGCCCGUAGCGACACAACGUCCUACGUCUCUAUCGCCGCCAACAGUGACGACGAAUCUGGCGGAGAGACCGACAACACGUAUGCAUCGAUCAAGUCCUGGGCGUUAUCGGACCAAGUCCAGCCCCCAGACUCUGUUCAUGAUUCCAGUUCGGGGAUUGCGUCAGACGUUGCGAGCUACAACUACCCACCCGCAACGAUGACGACUUUCAAGGGCGAGUCCAGCUCCUCUCAGGAUUCUGGCACAAAGAGUGUGACGUGGGCUCGCCUACCUGGAGAGGCCAAGACUUCCAAUAAUUACGUUCAGAUGCACAUGCGCCAAUCAAGGUCUUGCUACAAGAACUCUGUGUACGACCCACGGAUCAUUGAGUCCAUGGAAUCAGUGAUGUCCAGUAUGAAACAAGUAGAAUUAAAGGACACAAGUAGGUUGCUGUCCUCAACAUCGACAAAAGGGAAAUAUGUCCGUCCAGCACCAUUCGAACUCCUUACAGACGAUAUCAUGCUCCGAAUUCUACUUAACCUUCCUACAGACCAUGUGUGUCGCGUGAGGCGUGUUUGCAAGCGCUGGUACAGACUGAUCUGGGAAUACCCUCUCCUGUGGACAAGUAUAGUCAUAAACAAUGAAACCAUUAAUAUUGAUAAGGCUUUAAAGUAUCUCACAAGGCGUCUCAGUUACAAUACGCCCAAGGUCUGUGUGAUUCUGGAACGGAUCAUUCUGAAUGGCUGUGAACAGUUAACGGAUAAAGGACUCCAUACUAUUGCAAGACGGUGCCCUGAGCUGCGAUACCUUGAGCUACAAGGCUGCUCAAACAUCACCAAUGUCGCCCUGUUUGAACUCGUGUCCAACUGCGUCAACCUGGAACACCUUGAUGUGACAGGCUGCGCCCUGGUGACCUGCAUCAGCCUGACAGAUGGUAUGUCGUCCCCACAAAUGGCCCGCCACCAGCACCAGAUAUACCUGCGUUACCUGGACAUGACAGACUGCUACGCCCUUGAAGACCAGGGCUUGGGUAUCAUCACCUCUCACUGUACGCACCUCCAGUUUCUGUACCUUCGACGAUGUGUCCACAUAUCUGACGAGGGUAUCCAACACAUUGCACGCAACUGUCCCUACUUGCGUGAGUUCAGUGUGAGUGACUGUCGGAGAGUUACUGACCUUGGUAUGCGGGAACUCUCAAAGUUAGGAGAGAAUUUAAGAUACCUUAGUGUUGCAAAGUGUGAUAGAGUGUCAGAUGUUGGUGUGUGUUACAUUGCAAAACAUUGUUUGAAGCUGCGGUAUCUGAAUGUCCGCGGAUGUGAAGCUGUGUCUGAUGAUGCAGUUGCAUUCCUGGCAGCAAACUGCCCCAGGUUACGAUCUUUAGACAUUGGGAAGUGUGAUAUAUCAGACGAUGGACUGCAGGUACUUGCAGAAAAGUGUCCUCAACUACGCAAGCUCAGUCUCAAGUCUUGUGACCUCAUAACGGACCAAGGAAUUGUGAUGAUUGCGUAUCAGUGUCGGGGCCUGCAGCAGCUCAAUAUCCAAGACUGCCACCUCAGUGUUCAAGCCUACAGGACUGUCAAGAAGUACUGCAGGCGCUGCAUCAUUGAGCACACCAACCCAUCCUUCUGCUGAGUCACAACGAUUGAGCUGUCUCUAAGCGAACAGUGUUAACAUGGUAAGAAACUUGAAGUCACAGAGAAGUCAUUCUCAUAUGUCAGUUCAAAGACAUAACAUUUCGUUUAAUGGAUAUCCCUUGAAAUUAUGUGAUCUCAGCAGUUGGAUUCAACUGUGUUCAAGCAACCAAAGCGCUUUUCCUGAAGUCUCAUACAAGGUUGGCUGUGUCCAUAUUCCACCUGUCAUCAAGGUUGUGUUCUUUCAAGACCCAGAUGUCAUCAGCUUUGUGUUCUGUCAAGACCUGUCAGAAUGGUGGGGUUGUGUCAAGACACCACUGUCAGAAUGGUGGGGUUGUGUCAAGACACCACUGUCAGAAUGCUGGGGUUGUGUCAAGACACAACUGACAGAAUGGUGGGGUUGUGUCAAGACACCACUGUAAGAAUGGUUUGGUUGUGUCAAGACACCACUGUCAGAAUGGUGGGGUUGGAUCAAGACACCACUGUCAGAAUGCUGGGGUUGUGUGAAGGGUUCCAGUCUCUUGUGUAUGAGAUAAUGGCUGUUGUACAACUCUGCUAUCAUCAAUGCUGUACAAUCAUACAAGAUUUAUAAGGUGGUAUUAUAGCCCAGAUAGCAAGGUGAUAUGAGUACCUUGCAACCAGUUCCACCAGUCUGGAUGACAUCCAUUGUGAAGGCUACAUUGUGUGCCAGUUUCAGUCCUUUGCAUCCCAUGGAGGAUAAAAAUAUGCCAGUUUUCUAUGCAGACUUGUUUAUUCCACAGGCUGCUAGCACUUUGUCUCACACGUAGAUGUGGACACCAGACAAUGGAAACAUGACUAAGAUGCAGUUCAAUCAUGGCAAUAUUCCUUGUUUGACAUUAGUACUAUAACUAUAGUAUCUACCGCCUAGCUGUUAUAGUUGUUGACAAGACUAUGGCUUCAUAGUCACUAGUAGUAUCCCUAUAGCCAGUGGUAAACCCGAGAACUUAAGCUGCUGUCAUGUUACAUGUUCUGGUACAAACACACCAGAAUGUAAUGACAACCUUAUUUGGGUAUGUACACAUUUUUACCUGGAUUGGUACAAUACUCAUAUACACAAACACAAGUCAUUAACAGGAUGUUCUUAGGAUAAACCUGGAAUCAGAUCUACCUUCUUUAUCAAACAUCUCGGGCAAGAUAAAUGACAAAUCUCCAUAAAUAUGCCCAGACUACCAUACACCUCACAUAACCCCGACAGACUACCGUACUCCUCUGACAUAACCCUGAGAGACUACCAUAUUCCUCUGACAUGGCCUUGACAGACUAACAUAUUCCUCUGACAUGGCCUUGACAGACUACCAUACUCCUUGCACAAGGCCCUGACAGACUACCAUACACCUCUGAAAUGACCCCAACAGACUACCAUACUCCUUGCACAAGGCCCUGACAGACUACCAUAUUCCUCACACAUGGCCCUGACAGACUACCAUACUCCUUGCACAAGGCCCUGACAGACUACCAUACUCCUCUGACAUGGCCUUGACAGACUACCAUACUCCUCACACAUGGCCCUGACAGACUACCAUACUCCUCACACAUGGCCCUGACAGACUACCAUACUCCUCACACAUGGCCCUCCUCACUUUACCCCAUUUCCAUGCUUCUGCAUACCUCCCAAUGAUUCAGUACUCAACAUUUGGCCCCACCAGAUUUGUUUACUCUUACAAAUAGCCUGUUAGAGACUUCCAUACUUUCAAGUGGCCAGUAUCCAACACCUGAGCAUAGCGAGUCUUGCAUCUAUGAUGUAAUUGCUAUACUAAGAAUAUGGGGCCAAAGUUGACUGUUUUAUCCACUGGGCUGCAGUCUCAAACCAAUCUCAUUAAAAUAACAAAACUCAUCUGCAUCAAGGAAACAGCAAAUCUUUUCAAACUUCACUAUGAUGGCAUUCCCUAAGACAUACACACAAAUAUACAUAGAAUGAAGGUAGCACGGUAUGGGAAGGAGCUACACAUGCCCACAGCUCCACACACUACAUGCUUCAUAUGCCAGCAGUUCUUUUCAUGACAUUUUCAGCUUAAAAUUCAAGUUAAAACUUGUCCACCAUCCUAUCUGACCACAAGUGCCUUUGUGGAUGUCAUGUGUACUUGUUGAUGUAUGUUGCAAUAUGUAACACCAUUAUGUUUCUUUAUCUGAAUGAAUUCCUAAAUUGAAUUCAUAUUUGUGUGGUAACCAUAUGGCAGUACCACACUGCGUGGAGUUGUCACAAAGUGCUGUACAUUGCCCUGUGUGAAUAAGUAUCAUGUGGCAGUGCCCUGUAUGGAGUUUGUUAUUACCAAGUGCUAAACAUUGCCAUUUGUGUGUCCGUUUCAUGUCACCAAGUGCUAAUUUUGUACAGUAUCUGUAGAGAAAUCAUAUAUCAUAUUUGUUUUCCAGAGACACAUGUUCAUGUAUAUUUGGCUGUUUAUAAACAGCAUUAUGUAUGAAUAAAUGAAAUAUAUGAGUUAAA